Messenger RNA from Penicillium canariense, 5301 nucleotides. RefSeq lists its product as uncharacterized. Gene Ontology annotation, biological process: telomere maintenance. The transcript has 3 exons. NCBI's taxonomy places the organism in Eukaryota, Fungi, Ascomycota, Eurotiomycetes, Eurotiales, Aspergillaceae. Gene Ontology annotation, cellular component: nucleus. The coding region runs from base 1 to 5301 and encodes 1766 amino acids. The record is from RefSeq and is a predicted model, not a curated record.
AUGGUGGAGAUCCUCGGUCCUCUCCCUGCUCGCCCGCCAACUCCUCCCAGGCCAGGUUCCCGAAUCGACCAGACCCAUCAGAAGGACCCCGAGUCCUCCCAACCCAUCCAGACCCCCGGGACUUCCCCUCAUACGGCGAAUGCACCCAGGCCUCCUCCGUUAAGCCACGGUUCCAAGCGUGUCAACUUCUCUCCAUGGCUGUAUACCGUCAUCGAGUCUCCGAAUUCCAAAUCGGCCAGCAAAUACAAGGAAACGAAGGGACGAGAGGAGACGGCCUUUGAGAGUCCGCAGGCCAGCGCGGGGAGACCGUUCAAGUCCAUUCUCAAGGAGACCAGUUCUCCGAUUCCCGUGUGGUCACCAAACGUCGAUAAAUUUACAACGGAAUCGCUCGCCAUGCUACUGGAGUCAGUGGUUCAGCAAUUGGCGGGAGAGUCAAUCUCUUCGCGACUCGAUGCAUAUAUGCAAUUCUUUGGAGCAUUGAGGACAUACGAUGGAUUGCUGGGUGGGAAGGAGACCGCAGACAAACUGGGUCUGAUCACGGAUUUCAUCCAACGUGACGUGAGCCGCGACUUGGAAAUUGGCAAGCCUCUGGAUACAAAUCUAGUGAACCAAGCCCUGAAACUGUCCGCUGCAUUUAUAUGGCAAACCGACAUCUCAACGCAUCUGUCAGAUGAGUUCAAAGUAUUUCUCGUGGACCACGCAAUCACUUCCCUUCAAGAAGCCAAAGCACCGAAGUCUGUCCUAACACACCAUAUGUCGAUUCUUUCUACGCAGAACUUCAGCUCCAAAAUCAUGACAACUCUGCGAAUUACUCGUCUCCUAGCGGCAUUGCAAGAUAUCACCAAACAUGUUUCCGGCAAAGCCAUCGCCCUGCAUCGAUUGAGCAUCUACCAGCGCCUUCUCGCACAAUCCAAGUCGAUUUUUAUCUCACAAUCUUCGUUAUGGGUGGAACACUUGGUCUUUGGCUUGCUUCAUCAUGUAAAGGACACCCGGUCGAAAGCCAUCACUCUUGGCUUUCAAAUCUCCAUGGCUGCGGGCCCGACGCCUGCUCUGUCGAAUAACAUCCGGACUCUUUUCGAUCGGCCACUCGAGGGUGAUCGAAAGCUAGUAACAGAAGUUUUAGAGCGGAUGUCGCGAAUGGUGGCAUCUCUAGACACGGGCAUCCAUGUGCCGCCGAUUUGGAGCAUCGUGAUUCUUCUUUUGCGGAGCAAAAAGUGGAAUUUGGACCAAUGGGAGCAUUUCAAGGAGUGGGUGCUGGUCCUUCAAAGAUGCUUCAACUGCAGUGAGCCUGUCAUCAAAGCCCAGGCCAUUGCAAGCUGGAAUCGGUUUGUCUAUGCAGUCAGUCCCAACGAGUCGACUGGUCGAUCGUUGAUCAAGAUGCUGGGGAAACCGGUUAUUUCGCAGUUCGAGCGAAAGAAGUCCGACAAGUCUGCAUUGCCGCCCACUCAACUUGCCCUAGGAAGCUAUUACAAUUUACUUUAUUACGCCUUCCGGCCUUCGUCCCCCCACCAUCAUCUCGAUCUUAUAUGGGAGGAAUACAUUGCAAUUCCCUCUACAACUAUCUUUUCAACCAUUCCAACCCUCAGCGAUAGCGCAGCGCUUGUGUUGGCAAACCUGCUAUGGUGUCCGCAGGCUAAAGUUUGGGCAGAGACUCGGAUCACUGACAGCGCCAAAAUGGAAGUCGAGGAACUCCCUUCGGUUGACUCCCGAUGGGUCCGUUCGAAAGUUUUGUCAGUUUUAGAGGUUUUCGAGUCUCUCUUGAAGUCUUCGAUCUGGGACGAUGAGGCAAUCGAGAAAUCAAAUAUCGCCCUCGCAUGGAACAGCCUGGCUAGUGCUCUCUCGCAGGCCUCCAGCAAAGAAAUUACCCCUUCCGGGGAAUCCAUGCAGGCUGUUGCCAGCGUUCUUGGUUUCUUACAUCGUCUCUGGCUUACAGGGCCGUCAUCUUUGCAUGCCACCGGCGAGUGCUGUGAGGACGCUUUUUUCGAGCGAUUCUGUUUCUUGGCGAGAACCAUGAUUCUUUCGCUUGGAGGUAUUCCCUUCACAGAGAAACUCAUGCUGAAAACUGCCGAUGGGACAUUCCAGAUCUCCAAUACUCCCGCUCAUCGCUCUUCUGCCCCGGGUACUAAUCUGGAUAGCCCUAUCUUACAUCUUUUGCGCACAAUCAGCAAGACCACUAUGAUUCCGUCGCCAACUCCAUCAUAUAUCCGCCUUGUGGAUGGAACAAUUGCGGCAUCUUGCAAUGGAAGAAUUUCCCGUGGAUCUCGUCUCGAACUACUGCAACAAUGUGCCGACUUGAGUAUCACGGAAUACACGUCCCCCUCCUACGACCGGCAUCUAUUGGAGGCGGUUUGGAAAUCCACCGCACGUGCUACAGCAGAUGCGUUGCAGUCCUUCCCCAUUGAAUCUGCCCGAGAACGUGAUGGAUCUGUUUCGCGGGACUACGAGAAUAUCACCAAGAUUCUUGUUGCUGGUGUUCGCUUUCCUGGUGCUUUCGAAGAGUGGUCACGGCUGCUUGAAUCGUCUGUGCGUGUGGUAAGGACAGAGAAAGGAGACCGGAUCCUCACAAGUCUGAUUGUAGAGCCCAUUGCUGCCAGCCUGAUUUCCAUUUCAGCUCCUGAGACUUAUUUACCUACAACUUCACUACUUGGUCAAUCGCUUUCCAUUCCAUUCGCGCAGGAGACCGGGCUUGGACUUGAAAGAACCGUCUCUCAGCCGAUGAGCCCCCCGUCUUUUCCCUGUAAACUAUUGGAAACGGUUGGGAGAACCUUACAGUUGGGCUACAGCAGCUUCGAUGCCUCGCAAACCCUUGAUCUAUCGGGUUUCAUUGAGUCUUUGACAUCUUUUCUAAGUUCUGGCACACCGUUCUUUCGCUCUCAGGCACUCGAGACUCUCCAGGCACCCCUUGGACUGUGGAUGCAAGAUUCUGAAUGCAAAGUUGAUGUUACACGCGGGGUAGACAGUCGGGCCCUGACUGCAUCCCAGGCGCUUUCAUCUGCCGUCCUCAGCAUUUUGCAAACUGCUGUUGUUGACGAGUUGUCGUCAUUGCAAAGAUUCGAGACCAUCAUCUGCGCUGGCUUGGAAUCACCCCAUCUCUCAAGCACUAAACGAUUUGUCGAUUUCUUGCAAUCGACUAAGACUGCCUCAGAUCCCCUCAUUCAUACCACCGCAAUGGGUCAAGCACUGUCAACUGCGACCUCCAGGCUUUCCGCCCCACCUCACCUGCCGCAAACUGCUGUCCAGGAAGCCAACUUGGUGUCGUCGAGCUCACUCAAGCUAGACCACCAGCGAGGGAACAAGCAAAUUAUAGCGAAGUCCAUUGAGACUGGUGACAUUCACUUCAAUUCGUCACCCGUCAUUGAGGCGAACGAGUCCACACUGCCUGAACGUGCGGAGCUCAGUGAACCUCAAUUACCCACGAGCUCAGAGGUGGCGCUCUUUGAAGCCCCAGCCACAUUCCGGAGAAGUCGGCGUGAAAUGUUCCGAAUGAUUGAAUCUAUCAGAUCGUCGUCACCUGCAAACACGCCCAGUAAAUUAGGCUUCGAUACGCCUGUUCACCUGCGCAGACUGCAUUCUCAGUCAGGCAUUCCCUUGACUCCUACCUUAGCACCAGCAGAGAAUGAGGAGGGCUUCAUCGGCUCAUCUCCUACACCGGCAACCAGGGAUCCGACACCUGCGAUGAACUCAGAUGCCCCGGGAAGGAAGUCUCAAGAUAUAAUUAUGGAAGAUGCGACCGAUAUGCCUUCCUCGCCUCCAGAGCUCACGUCCCGAAGUCCCAGCCCCCAGAAGCUAUCUCGGCGCGCUCAGCGAAGGUCUGCUGCAAAAGCAAGGAAAGCCAAUGCUCAUACGGAUGCUGGGCAACAAAUUGCUAGCAAUAGCCGAGCCACCCCUAGCGACAUGGAGAAUCUUCCCAGAAUCCUUCAGGCAAUUAUCACGGACGAUGUCAAGGAAAAUACUCCAACGCCUCAAAUGGAUGAAAGGCCGCCUAGCCGUCGCACUCGGUCCGCAUUGAGCCAGAGCACUGAAAACGAUCAGAAUGCUGCUCCUGUUGCUACUACCAGCACUCCUGCUAAGACAACGGAAGAGCUGUCCGCUUCUCUCAGUUCAAAGUCAACACCAUCGUCCAAAAAGAGAAAGAGAAAUGGGGCACCCAAAGAAGCGAAUGGAGCAAGUCAGCAAUCUGCUUCAGCUCCUUCUACUCCCAUGCCUCCAGACUAUCUCGUUGAUUCUUCAAGUGAAGAUCUGGAGUCUCAGAUUGCAUCUCAGCUUGAGCAAGAUUUGGAGUCAGCCGUUGACUUGAUUGGCAAGGCGCAUAAGCAGACCGCCACUGGCUCAGAGGCUCCCGAACCAGCCACGAAGAAGAGGAAACGUGAAGAGCAGCACACUCGAUCCAUUACAAAGGACAGGCGACGAUCAACUCGUAUUUCAACUGCGAAGGAUCUCAGGGCCGCCGAUCUAGAGCAGCCCGAAUCUACACCGGCUCAGGAUGCAGCGAUCUCUCAACCUUCUCAAGAGGUCUUCUCUGUCCGUCCCGCCUCGACCACUCCCCGACGAUCAACUCGCAGCUCUCAGAAGAAACACGAGGAGGUCAGGAUGCCUGACUCGCUCCCUGAAACUACCCAAGAGGAGCCAAUUAAGGAGCAAGAGCCUUCGCAGAGGCCAACAAAGAGACCCCGCAAAUCCCUGCGACUCGAGGAUCAGCCUGCUCCUUCCCCCAUUGCGGGAGAGAGCAUAACUGGCAAAACGAGUCGUGGCUCUCGCUCUCGGAAAACACGCUCACCUCCGAACGUAACACAGUCUCAGCCUCUUCCUUCUCAAGAAGAACCGACCGAACUAGAGGCAGCAACCAAGCAAGUUGAGCUUUCCCCUGCUCAGAAGGAUCAGAAGGAUGCUGGCCCUGAAAAUAUUCCUGCUCAGAUGCCAACUGAGCCGAACGUUAGCUUCGCUUCCACCGAGGAGGCCACCGAUUCUCAGAUGACUGAUAUCGGUCCAUCAACCGAAUCUCUGCCUGAGGGCACUGUUGGCAUACAGCCAGAUCUGGAUAUUGUUUCAGACCAGCCAUCGACGGGGGUGGCAGAUCUAGUCAUGAACGUCGCCACUGCCAAACCCGAAACGGAACCCAUUCCUCCCAACCUCGAAUCCGACAUCAGCGAGGCAGGUAUCUCUCAAUCCCUGAAGAAUCUCCUAGACAACAUGAAGUCCGCGAAGUUGGGACCAAAUGCACUUCGCGAAGUCGACGACCUCCUUUUCAAUAUCCGUGUUGAAGCGCAUGACGCGUCACGGCGAUACAACAAUUCGGCAUAG